Scatophagus argus is the source of this 2628-nucleotide messenger RNA. RefSeq names its product lipopolysaccharide-induced tumor necrosis factor-alpha factor homolog. The transcript is spliced from 5 exons. Gene Ontology annotation, molecular function: zinc ion binding. The coding region runs from base 291 to 833 and encodes 180 amino acids. The record is from RefSeq and is a predicted model, not a curated record. Lineage: Eukaryota; Metazoa; Chordata; Actinopteri; Scatophagidae.
ACUGUGUCUUUGCAAUUUCUGUCCCAUAAAUACUGUUAUCAGAGAAUGAGUUUGCAUUUAGGAAUGAGGUGACUGUGAGCCAAGGCUGUUAAAGAGGAUGAAUCUGAACAAAGUAAACAGCUAAAGAGGGUUGGUUUCUUUCUGUGGGAAGCAAAAUGUUUCUAAUUCCAGAGGAAAACAGGUUCAACAGGCUGUGAUGUCACAACUGUCACCAACAUGGUACACGUUUCCUCCUGCCAGCCGAGCUUCCUCAUUUGUCCAAGCUUCCUGUUUGUCUGAAUGAUCUCCUGAUGGAACCCCCUUCAUAUGAGGAGGCCCGUCUCCACCCUUCCACCCACAUCCCUCCUCCCCCGUCUUAUGAUGCCUCCUUCCCCUCUCCCUCCACACCUCCUCCUACCUAUGGAGAAGCAGUUACAUUCCAGACGGAUCCUUUUCCUAUCCUGACUCCACCUGUGGUGCCAGCUGCUGCGACGUCACGGCCACAGAACACUGGAGUCAUAAUCCAUCCACCUACACAAGUUGGUGUGAUACCGUCCAUCAGCAGCACACAAACUCAGCCAGCAGUGGUGGUGCAGCCUCCGCCCGAUGUGUCAGUCUCACUGACACAUCUGAGAGACAUACCUUGUGUGGUCCGCUGUCCACGCUGCCGGCGUGUUGUCACCUCCAAAGUCACGUACUAUCCUGGGCAGACUGCCUGGUGCCUGUGUGGUGUCCUCACAUUUGCGGGGCUGGUCUGUGGUUUCUGUCUGAUUCCCUUAAUGGUACGUAGCCUGCAAGAUGCAUAUCAUAACUGCCCAGAGUGCGGAUACCAUCUGCACACACACGAAAGAUGACACUGUUGGCGUUAAUAAAGCUCCUAAUAAGUCCACCUAAAAUCACACAUACACAUAUAUUUUUGUCACAUUAUGGAUAAGUAAACUGUUGUAGGUUAGGAAUGUAAACAGCUCACUGCUACACAGUGAGGCAAGACUGCAUUUAGAUGGCAGUAAGUGUAAUCUAAGUUUUAUACAGAACAAACUGAUCAUGGAGACGGACAGAGGAGGAGCAGUUUGGGAAGGAUUUUUCCUGCUAGAAAAACUUGUCACGGUAGGAAUCUUCAGAAAUUCACCUUUGCUUCCCCCUCUGAAGGACAAAAGUCCCGUCUGUCCCCGUGAGUUUGGCAAAAACAGGUUUUGCACUAUGAGUAUAAUGUUGGGGGUUUACCAUACGACUUUGCACUUCAUUCAUAGACGUGUUCUCUUCUUAAAUGUGGCAAUUAUAUUUUCUAUAUUUAAAUACUUAUAACAUUUUUUGACACAUCCAAGUCAUGUUUACUUUAAUAAUGAAGGGGACAACUUGUUCAAUUGUUUGUCAAAGCAAACAAAAAAUCCAUUUGGAAAACAAUUCUUCUUCUAAAGGCCCUGAACAUCUAAGGUACACAGGUCACCUUACUUAUUUUGACAGAUUAACCCUUUAUUAGCCCUUUUCUCAAGAUUGUUUGGGCUUCUUUGGCAUCUCCCUCACUCUCCUGCUAGUUGCACCUGUUAUGGAGGUAACAUCUUAAUCAUACUUAUUAGGAAACAUGCACAUGAACAGCUGUGUGAGUGUGCAGGGCCUUUGAUAGAACUUAUGAUACGAAGAGGUACGCAAAACAAGGUUUUUAGUUGUAAAAAAGUUACAAAAGUAACGUUGAUUCAUACUAGUUUAUAAUUUAUGAUAAGUUGAGGAACACAAAAUUAUGAUUUGCAGUCGGAUUCUGUUUAAUUUUAUAUGCUACGCCUCAAAUUUGCUGGUAAAAAUUACAGAUGUGUCUUUAUGUUAUGAAUUGCUGUGAUACAUACUUUGGUAUAACACUUAUUGUCUGUACAAAUCUAUUCAGUGAAGCUGAUGAUAUUCAGUGUCUUUAGGUCCAUGUCAUAAAUUUGGAAAUAACCACAAUAACCAGAAGUUAAGUGUCUAAGAAUUAUAUCUUAAACAAAUUGUUUGACAUUUUUGAAAAAUAUCCUUAUUGGCUUUCUUGCUGAGAGUGAGAGCUAUACCUUAUUACUGAACUCAAUUCAUCAAAAUAUUCUAGGCAAAUGCUUUCAUUUUCAUCCAUUUUCAUCCCCUCCCAAGCAGUCCCUCUUAAUCAUUGCUUGAUAUUUGUCUGUUUGUUUAUGGAGCUACAGUCAGCUAGCUUAACUUUGCUGAAAAUACUUGACUUUCUUACCUUUGGACAGAGUCAAGAUAUCCAUUUCCCCCUGUUUCCAGUCUCUAUGGUAAGCUAACCGUCUGCUAGCUUUAGUUUGGGGUACUGUAUAUGAAUACGGUAUUGACUCAUCUGCGAGAAAGCUAAUAAGCGUGUUUCUCGAAAUGCUGAAUGAAUCCUUUACUGAUUAAUACUUGAUACUGUGAUACAGACCUGCUGUGAAUACCAGGUAUAGAAAACUGGGUGUAGGUUGUGGUGCCUGGGCUUCUGAGUGUAUAAACCUCAAUUCAAUGACUGAUUAACACAUCUGCUUUACCUGUCGUUGUUGUCAGAAUGUAUGACAUAAUGUAUCACUGCCAACUGCCUUUUUUUUGUUUGUUUGUUUAAUCAAAAUAUGGUCAUAUUAGUAUUUAUCAUUCUAUCAUGUUGAUAGGGAAAUAAAGUGGUCCUGGUUACUUUGA